AUGAUUUAUUCCAUAAAAUUGGACAGUUCAUUGUCGAGCGUUUUCCGACCGAAAUCAAUACCUUCUAAAGGCAAGUUGCCUAUUAAGUGGAGGAACACCCAGUCAUCAAAACUAGCUUCAAUUGAUAGCAGCGAUGAAGACGUUCAGGACGUAGCAUGUCACGUGGAUGAGCAAUUUGAAAAUGUCGAUGAACCUGAUGAAGCUGUUAAAGAAAGCUUGGAUUGGCUAGCUGCCAAUGAUUGUGCACCAAUCAAUGAUGUCAUGUUGGAGCACUGGAGGGUUACUGCUAAUCACAGAAUACAUUCGAUCUACAAAAAACCUAAUCAAACUGUCACCAAUUUGUUUGAUGAAUAUCCCAUACUCAAACAAGCCGGUGCUUAUCCGCUAAUCGAACAAGAUUUUCAUCAUAUGGAAUUAACCAAUCUUACUUUAAACGACAAUUCUUGGCAGAAAAUGUUCACUCAAAUUUCUAAGCUUAAACUUAUUCGGUCUAAAGAUAGUACUGCAAAAUGUUUAAAAAUGAAGCUCAAUGACGAAAACUUGAAUAGUAAUGGUCGAAUGACUAUUCAAUUGCAGUUACUAGCUCACUUAACCCAUUAA
Phymastichus coffea is the source of this 600-nucleotide messenger RNA. RefSeq lists its product as uncharacterized. The record is from RefSeq and is a predicted model, not a curated record. The transcript is spliced from 4 exons. NCBI's taxonomy places the organism in Eukaryota, Metazoa, Arthropoda, Insecta, Hymenoptera, Eulophidae. The coding region runs from base 1 to 600 and encodes 199 amino acids.